Messenger RNA from Conger conger (European conger), 4370 nucleotides. Its product is annotated as myotubularin-like. Gene Ontology annotation, molecular function: phosphatidylinositol-3,5-bisphosphate 3-phosphatase activity. The transcript has 15 exons. Gene Ontology annotation, cellular component: plasma membrane. The record is from RefSeq and is a predicted model, not a curated record. Lineage: Eukaryota; Metazoa; Chordata; Actinopteri; Anguilliformes; Congridae. Bases 99 to 1916 code for a protein of 605 amino acids. Gene Ontology annotation, biological process: negative regulation of autophagosome assembly; muscle cell cellular homeostasis; mitochondrion distribution.
CGAGUUCUACCAGCUGCUGUGCAAAAACAGACGGAGGAACUCGUCGGGCGCAGGGCAUUGAGUGAUAUUACUGGUGCCCAUUAAAGCACUCCCAAGUGAUGGCCUCAGCUUCAAUACCAGCAUUCAAUUCAAACGCCUUGGAAAACAAUUCCUCUAGAAACGCAUCGAGGGAGAACCUUAAAAUGGACUCGUUGUCUGAUGUGUCCUUAUUGCCAGGAGAGGAGAGGGUGAUCGACAAAGAAAUAAUGUACAUCUGUCCGUUCAAUGCUGCCGUAAAAGGGAAAGUCUUCAUCACAAACUACAGACUGUAUUUCCGCAGUGUGGAUGUGGAACCUGUCGUGAUGCUUGACGUGCCAUUAGGAACCAUCAGUCGGGUAGAGAAAAUGGGCGGAGCUUCCAGUCGAGGGGAGAAUUCCUACGGGUUGGACAUCACGUGCAAGGAUAUGAGGAACUUGCGGUUUGCUCUGAAGCAGGAGGGUCACAGCAGAAGAGACAUUUUUGAGAUCCUGUUUCGGCACGCCUUCCCCCUGUCCCACGGCAUGCCACUCUUUGCCUUCCAGAGCCAGGAGAAGUUUCAGGUGAACGGCUGGAACGUGUACGAACCCGUACAGGAGUUCAGACGACAGGGUUUGCCCAAUGACAGGUGGAGGAUCACCUUCGCGAAUGAGCACUAUGAUCUGUGUGACACCUACCCCAACAUCCUGGCGGUCCCCUCCAAGGCAUCCGAUGAAGACCUACGGAGAGUGGCCUCCUUCCGCUCUCGAGGCCGCAUCCCUGUGUUGUCGUGGAUCCACCCAGACAACCAGGCGGUGAUCACGCGCUGCAGCCAGCCCCUGGUGGGCAUGAGCGGUAAGCGCAACAAGGACGACGAGCGCUACCUGGACGUGAUCCGCGACACCAACGGCAGAACCACCAAGCUGACCAUCUACGACGCCCGGCCCAACGUCAACGCCGUGGCCAAUAAGGCGACAGGGGGCGGGUACGAGGGGGAAGACGCCUAUCAGAGCGCAGAGCUGGUGUUCCUGGACAUCCACAACAUCCACGUGAUGAGAGAGUCCCUGAAGAAGCUGAAGGACAUCGUCUAUCCCCAAGUGGAGGAGGCUCAUUGGCUGUCCAGCCUGGAGUCCACACACUGGCUAGAACAUAUCAAGCUGGUGCUGUCGGGGGCGAGUCAGGUGGCGGAGAAGAUCUCGACGGGGAACUCUGUGGUGGUGCACUGCAGCGACGGCUGGGACCGCACCGCCCAGCUGUGCGCCCUGGCCAUGCUGAUGCUGGACAGCCACUACCGCACGCUCUACGGCUUCCAGGUGCUGCUGCAGAAGGAGUGGAUCGGCUUCGGACACAAGUUCUCACAAAGGAUUGGUCACGGCGAUAAAAAUCACGCUGAUGCGGACAGGUCUCCCAUAUUCCUGCAGUUCAUCGACUGUGUGUGGCAGAUGACCAAACAGUUCCCCACAGCGUUCGAGUUUAACGACCGUUUCCUCAUGACCGUGCUGGACCACCUUUACAGCUGCCGCUUCGGGACCUUCCUCUACAACUGCGAGAGCGCCCGCGAUGUUAACGAGGUGAAGCUGAAGACCGUGUCCCUGUGGUCGCUCGUAAACAGCGACCCCAACACCUACAUUAACCCCUUCUACACAGUGGACUCCAGUCGCGUGCUCUACCCCGUGGCUAGCAUGCGCCACCUGGAGCUCUGGGUGAAUUACUACAUCCGGUGGAACCCCCGCAUCCGCCAGCAGGCACAGAGCCCGGUUGAGCAGCGCUAUAAGGAGCUGCUUGCACUGAAGGACCAGUACCUGAAGAAGCUGCAGGACCUCCAGCUGUCUGACUCCACCCCUCACCUGUCCAACAGCUCCUCCCCCUCCCCUGCCCCGCCCCCACAGCGGGUCACACACCUGCACACCACACAGUUCUGACCUGGACACACUCACCCUGCAGGGCCCUGAACACACUCACCCUGCAGGGCCCUGAACACACUCACCCUGCAGGGACCUGAACACACUCACCCUGCAGGGACCUGAACACACUCACCAUUCAACCUGCAGGGUCCUGAACACACUCACCCUGCACACCCCCUUUAACCUGCCAGGCCCUCAACACACUCACCAUUCAACCUGCAGGGUCCUGAACACACUCACCCUGCACACCCCCUUCAACCUGCAGGGCCCUGAACACACACCCCUUUUAACCUGCAGGGCCCUGAACACACUCACCCUGCACACCCCCUUUAACCUGCAGGGCCCUGCACUUUCUGACCCCCUGCACACACCCUUUAACCUGCAGGGCCCUUAACACACACACCCUUUAACCUGCAGGGCCCUUAACACACACACCCUUUAACCUGCAGGGCCCUUAACACACACACCCUUUAACCUGCAGGGCCCUUAACACACACACCCUUUAACCUGCAGGGCCCUUAACACACACACCCUUUAACCUGCAGGGCCCUUAACACACACACCCUUUAACCUGCAGGGCCCCGCUUUGGAACAAUGCGUCACAGCGAUGAUAAUAGUAAUCCAAUGAUGAUCAUGCAAUAAAUCACAGGAAAGCCUUCGCAAAUAAGACCUUUUCAACAACAGAGAAGCCUUAAGAUGAGUAUAUGUGUGUGCGCAUGUGUCUUGUGACUAUAAGAUAACGUCUGUGUGGAUGUGGAAAGUUUUCAUACGAAAGCUAGUUGCUGUUGUAAACUUGACAAAAUGAAACGUGACUGUUUACAGCCUGGAGGCUGGUGUGGAUUGAGUGUGAAUGAGUACUGGUCAGGGCAGUCAGUGUGUUUUAACUGUGUUAGUGAACACAGGGAUUGUGUUUAAUACUGUGUGUGAAUAAGGGAACACAGGGACAAUGUUAAAUACCGUGUUUGAGUUCCAUCUGUUUCAGUUUCUUUGUGUCACACCACCAGCGUGGUAUUUAAAAUGAGUCCCUCUAUAGAGGGGGAGAGGGGGACAGGAGGCAACCAUCCAGGUUUGUGGACUGGCUUCCCCUCUCCACUCAGCUUACUUUGUACAUAUAACAGGUUAAGUGCACACCUUGAAAUGGGUUUCUGCUCACUUGAACUAAGCUCCUUCUUAGGGUUUUAGUGGUUGUGAGAACACCUGGUGCUGCCAUGUUGAACGUUGGAGCUGAAAGUGUAACUUUUCUAAAGAUGUGUAUGAAUGGGAUUGGGACCGGUGGUGUCUCGUAUGAACAGGUGAAUUUGUGUUGAAGGAAUGCGUUGAUCAGGUGUGCCGUUCAGGAGAGCCUUCACUCACGGUUGGCGGAGGGUGCUUUUCACCUGUAGCGAAGGUGACCUGGACGGUGUGGAACAUGCUGCAAGCUUCGUGAGGAAAGAUGAGGAUGAGGAUGAGCGUGAGAAUGACGAGGAGUAAAACCAGCCGGCUCUGGACUGCUGGACCCCGGCCAAUCAGGGCUAUGGGCGGGGGCUGCAGACGGAGUCCCACUUGUGUGCCUUGAACCUCUGAGAUGGCCUUCCGAUGGACGCUUUUUGUCGUAGUUUAUUGCGUUUUUUUUUUUUUUUUUUUUUGUUUCGUUUUUUUAAACAGGGAGGAAUGAUGCCUCCUGCUGCCUGCUUUGGGCUCAGUUCCAGGAGAAAACUCGCUCUCCUCUGUCAGGUGUGUCUCACCCACCGCGGGUUGCCAGGUGUCACUGGUAUAACCACUCCCAUCGGCCUACCUGCUAAUGUGGGGAUUGAGUCGGUAAGGCACUGGGGGAGGGUGUGGGUAAGGGGGUUGGCUGCCUGGAGACCCCUGGCAGUGGGACGCUGACCUCCGCUAAAGGGAGUCAAUGGGGGGGGGGGGGGGAAACACACUGUUGUGUUUGUAGGGAGAAAAAAAUAUUUUUUACAUUGUACAAGUAUAUUAACUGUAAUUUACCUCAGAAAAGCCUAUUUUACUGUUUGAAAAGAUAUUGUUGUAAAAUAUAAUUAUUUUAUUUAGUGUAAAGCUUGACGGUUUUAUAUAAAAGGAAACAGGAUAAAUUUGUUUUUCUUUUUUUUCUUUCUUGAAUGAGCUAUUUCAGUAGCAGAAGUCUGCUUCAUGCCUUUAUUUUUGAUUUUUGGGUUUUUGUUUUUACAGUAUGGGUGGUUCAGUUAUAAGAGGCCAAAUGAGCUACUGUAUCAUGUGUAUUCCAUGAGAAACAGCCCCAUAUCCCAUAAUGCUUUGCAGGGGUCCUGUAAUUCUCCUUGGAGGAAACAUGUUAACCUGAAUUUCUUUUUAUUCAGCAUUCACUCAUAGGACUCUUGGUUUUGUUUCUGUUUUUGGAUAUUUUAUUGUCCUGCCAUACAUAUAAUAUGUACACUGCACUGUUUGUUGGCUAGCUCUUGUUCUGUAAAUAAUUCUGAUUAAAUUAAUUUAAAGAUUUCCUACAUCAAA